Kwoniella shivajii is the source of this 552-nucleotide messenger RNA. RefSeq lists its product as uncharacterized. NCBI's taxonomy places the organism in Eukaryota, Fungi, Basidiomycota, Tremellomycetes, Tremellales, Cryptococcaceae. The transcript is spliced from 4 exons. The coding region runs from base 1 to 552 and encodes 183 amino acids. The record is from RefSeq and is a predicted model, not a curated record.
AUGUUCUACGGUGCAGUAUCGGAUUUCUUCGCGCAAGCAGUCAUUUCUUUUCUUCUUGGUCAUCGUAAUCUAUCAGUCUUCAGUGAAUUCUUGGAGACUCUCACAAGUACCGAUGCAGCGAGUGUGGUCAAACUAUCGCGGAUAAGAUCUGUAGCAAGUGCAUAUAUCUUGUCCACUUUGCAAGAAAAUUACGGUUUCUUGAUCAACUUCUCCCCGACAAACGAAUCAACAAGAUACAGCACGUAUUCCUUACGAAACAAACUCCCUUCACCUGCCGAAAGCACACCAGAGACACCGGUUGCUGAAGUCGAACAUGCCAACAUCAAUCCGGAUUUGACUGAAUAUUUCGCCUUCAAAGCGAUGCCCGGUCACACUGGCAACGAGGGAUCAUGUCAGGAGCUCGUGAAUAAUGCUGUCAAUCAGAUUUCUGAAGUUUGCAAGCGGGACGAUCUCGUUAUUGAGCAAGACAUUGUCAGUCUCGUCGAAGCCGCGUCGUCAACCUCAAUUCUGGACAAAAUGGAUUACGCUUUCAAACGAUUCUUAUGGCUAUAG